AUAGACAACCACUGUGGCGUCGUUCGAGCGGAUAUUGUUUAUGAUCGACAUUUUCUAAAUCUUUAGAAAAUUUAGAUUUAGGACGUAAUUUUUAUCAAAAUUCCGUCUAAUUAGUUGUUAUUUUAUGCAAACAUUAGUGCAUUGAGUACGUUUUCUGAAAUUGAAUCAAAUUCACACCAAACUGUGGCGUAUGAACGUUAUGUGUAUGCCAAUAAGGCUAAAGUUUUUUUCGCGACCAUUAUAGCGGGAAAUCUACGUUGUGACGCGCACAAACCGAGAUUAUUCGUCCCGAGCGCUGGCGGAGUGUCGUAACAGCACGGUUAUGUGGCCAUUUAUAUUUUGACAGUGGACUCGUGAUAAAAAUUGUUUUAUUUGACAAUGUCUGAGGAAAUGGCGGUGUCUGAUAACACAACUGGGGAUGAAGCUAAAGUUAGCAACGAUGAGCAACCAGCGGCACCUGUGGUGGAGCCAGAGGAGGUAGCGACAGGAGAGCCGAGCGAGCCUGUUGCUCCUGUUGUGGAGGAGCCCCCAGCGAUGGAAGAAGAUGCCCCGGAACCUGAGAAGGAACCAGAACCAGAGAUUGAAGAAGAGAAACCAGCAGUCAAAACCGAACCUUUGACCGAGGAGAUAGAUAUACCGCUGGAGACUCUCCACACUGACGUGGAUCUCAAGAAGGAGGAACUGGAGGAUGUGAAAGAUGAAUUUGAGACCUUCGAGCAUAAUAUUGAGGAAGAUAUCAAGAGAGGGAUCAAACGGAGAGCCUCGUCAGCUUUCAGUGACAAUGGUGAUGAAGACUUCAAAGGCUUUGACGAUAUCAAAAUUGAAAUCAAGACUGAGGACUACAGUCGGGUUUUGGAACGGCUGGAAGCGGAGGUGACUGAAGCGAGCAAGGACCUGGUGCCCUUAAGGACUGUGAUGGCUGCCCCUGGUAAAGCCUCCAAGCGACCACGCAAGGAUACUGAUGGAUCCAGACCAUCAUCAGCCUUAUCUUCAAGAUCUGACGACGGAGGGACCACUGAUCCAGCAUUCAAAAUUGAGGUUCAAAUCAGACGAAGAAAGGUUAGCGCGGCGUCAUCGCCUGCGCACCGCGGCGGUCGCCGGUCGACCAUAGAGAUGUCGUCACCCCUACUGCGAGUGCCGCUGGAGCGCGGCUGGAAACGCGAACUCGUGUACAGGGCCGCGCUGGAUGCGCACUCGAGGCGGAAUGCCGACAUCUAUUACUAUACGCCUUAUGGCAAGAAGCUGCGGUCUACUAGAGAGGUAGCAGAACACUUAGCUGGUACUGGCCUGACUGUGGAGAACUUCUCCUUCUUCAAAGAACCACUGGGCGUUGAUGAUCCCGAGAAGGAAAUUAUCAGAGACGCCAAACUGAUUCGUCGAGUGGACUCCCCGAUAGCGGCCACGGUGCCCCCAGCACAGGUGGAGGGCAAGAGGACCCCCAAACCGAAGCCCCCCAAGGGAGCGAGCCCUGAACCUGUCGCCCCCGCCGCCACCACCGCCACCACCACUACCACUGCUACCGCUGCCGCUAAAUCACCUCCGGCUAAGCUAAAGGUAAAAUCAAUGGGCUCCCGCCUCAGCAACAACGCAGCUCCUGCGGCACCAACCCCACCAGCAAAGCAACAGAAAAAACCGCAACCAGCCGAGCAAAAACCCCAACCGGCGCAACAACCAGCAACAACGCCGAGCAACACUGACAACAACAACUCUGCUGCCUGGAAGAAACCGAGUGACGACAAGAGACGCGGUCGCGUGGCAAACGGCGCUGCGUCUCCGCCCACCGCGACGAUGUCGCCGCGACGUCGCGGGCGGCAGCGCGCCGACGAUACCGACCACUUUACUGCCUUCUAUAAUAAAGCGCAGGAGAGGAACUACAAUGUAGUUGUACAGAUCUUCCAGUACCUAGGCAUGCGGGACCUGGCCCACUGCGCGCGUGUGUGCAAGCUGUGGCGACAACUGUCGGCCACGCCCGCGCUCUGGAGGCACGUUAGGAUGAAGAAUUCACAUGUGAGUGACUGGGGAGGGCUAUGCGCAGCGCUGAAACGGCACGGCACGAAGAGACUAGACCUGCGCAAGAUGUUACUGCCGCAGAACGACACCGUCUUCUGGGAACAGUUCGCCGAACACAUCUCCACAGUCGACACGCUCGAGAGGAUAGAGAUGUGUCGCUGCCCGGCCCGCGCCGUGGAGGCGGUGUGCCGCGGGCUGCCGGGGCUGCGCGCGCUGUCGGCGCUGGCCAUCCGGGACGCGCUGCUCGACCCCUCGCCGCUGGCAGACCUGCCUCUACUGCACGAGCUGCGCCUCAAGAGCAUGGCCGGCCUCUCGCUCACGCAGGACCUGCGCCAUCUCGCCUCGCUCACCAAGCUGCAGCACUUGUCGCUCACUAGCAUCAAGGAGUUGGGCUGGUGUGCAUGCGACGUGAUCGGGUCCCUGGAGGGUCUGGAGUCGCUGGAGCUGGGCGAGUGCACGUUCGGCGCGUCGUUCGCGGGCGUGCUGGCGCGGCUGGCGCGGCUGCGGCGCGUGCGCCUGGAGCGCGGCACGCCGCACUGCGCCGCGCCCGCCAUCCUGCGCGCGCUGGCCACGCGCCCGCUGCUCACGCGCCUCGAGCUCGUCAACAUCGACGUGAAGCCCGGCUUCGACGACGCGCUGGCCGCCUGCAGCAACGUGCAGCGCCUGCUCAUCAUCCCCACGUACGUGUCGCAGUCGGCCACCACCAACCGCCAGGUGCUGUCGGGCGUGCUGCGGCUGAGCGCGUCGCUCACGCACCUCAUGUGGGGCGUCACCAUCGAGCUGCUGCGCGUCACCGAGCUGUUCAUCGACCAGUGCGAGCAGGCCGGCGAGCCCAAGCGGCGCGACGUGGGCGAGUGCAUCCCCGUGCUGAAGCCGGUGCCGGGCUGCAGGCUGCCGGCGGAGCACGCGGGCCCGGCCGGCCCCCCGCAGGUGGAGAUCCUGCCGCUGCCCACGCUGCAGCGCCUGCUGUCGCAGCAGCUGCCCCACACCAAGCUCAAGCUGCUGCGCAUCCCCUUCCACGCCACCUGGCGCCAGUCGCUCGCCGACUUCCAGUAACAUACUACUUACCGUGUACAUACUUAUAUCACUAGAUAUAUGACUAUAUAUUGUUGUAACUGCCCGACAAGUUAAUGCACACUAACUCACGCCCUCGUUAACUGAAUAUAAGCUAAAAACAAUAAUAUCUUAGCUUGGAAUUGAAUUUAUAAACAACUACAAUUUACUAAACCUUGUUAUGUUAUUAGAUUUUAAACAGAUUACUAAUGGUUCGUCAAUAUAAUAGGGAAAUCUAUUUUGUAAAAUAUGAAAAUAGAGAAACAUAGUAUAUUGUACUAUAUGUAGUUGGAAUAUAGCCUUUGAACGCUAAGAGAUAUUUGUAGUGAACAUACAGUUGGACUAUACCUGUUGUAAGGUUAACGCAAGCAAUAAAAAAGCUAGACGACUCAUAUUAUAUUAGACAUGUAAUUAUUACAAACUGGGCUUUGGAUUCACUGGGGAAUAAUAGAAGCAAGGUGUGGGUCGCUAGAAACUCUAACCAUCUUUAGCGGACUUUACCCAACAAUCAGUCGUGGACGCUACUCAUGAAUAAGAGUCCCAAUAUAACUUGAAAAUAGUAGAGCUUUUCUCAAACAGUUCACGUGAAGGAUUAUUUUCCAUUAAUUUAGUAUUCCUCAAGAUAGUUAUUACCAUUCUCGAGUUUUAAAUGUUAUUUAUAUACGCGGAUUAAUGUUUUGUCCCCCCACUUACUAAAUUUUAUCCCCCAGUGACUCCAAGUCUAGCGUUCAAUACCAGUAUAUCCCGUAUAUCGCCUUACAAAGAUAUUUUACAUUAGAGGUAGCAGAGAAUAUAUUAUGUACAUAAAUAUUAGUAUAUAGGGGCUCACAGCGGUCGAUAUCUACCAUAUUAUACUAGUAUAUUAUAUUUUAUUAUAUUAUACAUUAUAUUUAUUUAGUAUACAAUCGUUAUAAACUUGUUUUGUGACUUCUCUUGGUAAUCGAACUUGGGAUCUUGCGGAAUAUCUUAUUUUCAGUAAAAGACUGUUCUCACACUGAGUAAAUGUGAGUUUUAAUCACAAGUCGUAUUGGCAACCAAAAUCAUAAGUAGAAAAUGCAAGGCCAGGUUUCCUCACGCUACUUACCUUCAGUGUUGCCUAAAUAAUCUCGGAAAGUACUUUUAUGCCAUGGGUAGCCCGAUAUCUUACCAUCGGAUGAAUCGUCUGCUCGUUUAUCUUACUAAUAUUAUAAAUGCGAAAGUUUGUGUGUGUAUUUGUUACUCAAUCACGUCAAAACGGCUGAAGGGAUCGGGAUGAAAUUUGGAUCAAGCAUUUAUUAUGGUCUUUUUUUUUGAGGGGGAAAUCAUCCAAUUACUUCUCCCGCCUUGGGCGAGGUGAGAGGGAGUGCCAGACUCUUACUGACUAAAAACCACCCCGUUCCUUCUCCUGCUUUUCGAGCCGGAGCCCCGGUAAACCCGCUAGGUAGUCCGCAGCUCCGGAUUUAUUAUGGUCUGGAGUAACAUAUAGGAAAAAAGGAUCCCUGUGUUCACUUUUACCAAGAUAAGUUGCAUAAUUAGUAAAUAUUUAGAUAAAACAAUGACGUUAUUGUACCAACCGGUACUUGUUACAAUAUAGUACAUAAUAUAUACUGCGGGUUAGGUAAUUCACGAGUUAUUUUUAACUAUAUUAUACAUUAUACAACGCUUGCUUUGUUAACCAGACAGAUCCGGGCUCAUGGCUAGUCUCAAAAACCUAUAUUUCUGUUGAUAUGUGUACUAGAGAGAGAAUUUUGACAUUUUGUAUGUAAUGAAUGUUAAAUAUCUUUCUUUAGUAGAACAAUCUACAGAUAAAUAGGUUGUUGAGUCUGCAAAGUUAGAAAUAAAUACCUGAGGGCUUAGUGCGAGUUUGCUUUACGUUUAAAGUAAUCGAAACGAGAUCGCAUUCGGCGCUCUGAUUGGUUGGUUCAUUCGCACCGGCCAAUCACAGCGCCGAACGCGCUCUCGUUUCGUUUUCGUUCAACGUAAAACAAAUUCGUACUAGGGUUACUAAUCUCAAUACGAAAUGUUUAGGUUGAGGUAGUGUUUUGAUAUUAAUUCUAUUGAGUUAUAUUAAAAACAUAGAUUCAAAAAUAUGAUGUAUUGGGAUCAGGUAUUCAUUUCGGCCUAAAGUGUUACUCUUUAUUACUUUUUGAUAGGUAAUAGACCUUUGAUUUUGUUAUAGAUUCAAAUAUUGCUAUCUCUUGUUAACAGGUUAUGUAAAAAAGAGAUAGAAAUCUUAGUCCGAUUUUAGUUAUAACAAUUGACCAUUGAAUUUUGUUAUUCCCAAAUGUCAACAGACGUCUACCUGAUAAAUUGAUGCUAAAGAUUAAUUAUUAUGUCAAUAUGUACAUCAGAAAGGGCUAAACAAGUCAAAAUAAACUACAAAACAGUUCCAGAACACCGUAUUCUAAUAAUGUGUCUUAAUUCGCUUACAUAGAACUCAUAUUCGUAUUGGUACAUAAAUAGAUAUAUUUUUUAUAAUAACAAUACUUUCAAAACACCAAUUUGAAAUGCCCUACAAUGUAAAUGAAGUACUAGGUUAAACUAAUGGGGAGUUAAUAGUUUUAUUAAAGAAAAACACAUAUAUAAUUAUUAUAUUAUAUUAAAAAAUGUUUUAUUACUAAGACUUGUACAUAUUCUCUAAGGUAUAGUGAUCAGUGCCUAAAAUUGAUUUAUAUUUCGGUCAUAGGAGGCGUGGUUUGUUUUAGAAAGGUUUUCUUUUAGUUUUGUAAUUGCACAUCUUAUAUAGAGUUUCUGUUUUCAAGCCAAUAGUUAUGUACAGUCAGCCAAUGUGUUUGGUAUCCAUAAGGAGAAUAAAGGUAAGCGUCCACAGACCCGCAUCGUACGCAUUCCGUAUGACGUCAUUAGUACGCAUCGCAUGUAGGCAUUGCUGAUGAUGUGGUCCGUACGAUGCGGAUCAGUGGAUGCAGUUGUAUGAGUUUCUAUACAAGACAAACUAAAUUCCGUUGCGUGCGAGGCGUACGAGCUAGCCUGUGGACGCGUACCAAAGAUUCGGUAUAGAGACAGAAGCUAUUAAUUGACUACUGACGACCGGGGUUUAAAUAAUCUUUCUAAAAUCAUUGGAUUUAGAUCGAUUUUUAAGGUUGCUUCUAUAGAAUUAUGUUAAAAACCAAGAUUGAUUCAGAGAUUUUAGAUGUAAGAGGCUAUUUUGGUCGUCAGUUACCAAUAGUUUCAUUUAAAAGCAUUCAAUUUAAUAUAACAAUAGCUACUGUCUCUGUACUAUCGACAUUAUUACUUCAAAAUAAGGUUGAAAAUCUAUCAGCAGGUUUAAUUUUGACAUUUAUCUGUAAACCGAAGUAAAGAAAUGCCCAAGUGAUUCCAAAAAUCUAAAAUUAAAUUAUAUCGUUCGGCAAGUAAUGUUAGGAUGAAGACUGAGUCACUUUUAAGGCUAAAAAGUAAGGAAUUUUUAAGAUAUUUUUAAAGAAAUUAUGUAAGAAUGUCUUGUACGUACGAUUGCUCAUCGUGCUAUGCAAAGCCAGUGUAAGCCGACCGUUAAUUGUUCAUUAAGAUCAUAUAAAGUGAGACCAUGAUUAGUUUACUGGUUUUGUAUAGCCCGAUGUGUACCCAAGAUCCUUUAUAUUAGAUGUGCAAUGGUUACUGUUUGAAAGCAGUGGAACUUGCUUCUAUAAUGUAGCGAUUUCUUCUACUUGCAAACUGAUAAGGGAAUGCUUAGUUGGGGAUUAGACACAUGGAUUUUAUUUCAAAUAAUAAAAAAUUACGUCUGAUCAAGAUUUUUCAAGUUUGGCUGCAAAUUAGUAAUAAUUUUCUAUCAUUUUGGUCCGAAAUUUUGACUAGACAUAAAAUAUUAUUUGAACAUAAAACACAUGUGUCUAGUUUCAAAUUAAACUUUGGUUUUUAUUUAAUUAGUAGUAAAAUUAUGUGGCAAUGUUUUAAAUAUAUUAUUAUUUUUUAGUCUUGUAUAUGCGAAGUACAAGCUUGCGUGUACGUCGAUGCGUCGGUGUCUUGGACAGACAGAUUAUAUUAAGUAAUCGUGAAUUUAUUUUUAUACAGAGACAAAGACAAAAAGGUAUUCGGUAUUACAUAGCAUAUGUGCUGUGCACCUCUGCCUACACCUUCCAGGAUUAAACAAGGCGUGAUGUUAUGUAUUUUCCUUCCAAUCAAAAGUAAAAUGUAUAAAAUUAUGUUGACUAUACAAUAUUAUCAUUAUGAACAUAGUAUUUCGUUUGAGCGAGACACCGAAGCAUCUCGGUUAUAAGAAUACCGCGUGGGCUAUGAAAAUAUCUAUAUUAAUUGCGGGAUUAUAUUACUUUCAACAUUUAACUAACACGCCUGAGCAUAUAACCAAAAUCACGAUCUCAGAAAAACUAUCGACACCUGACUUUAUAAUCUGUCAAAAUGUCACUCUGUCACCUGAUUGGUUGAUUAAAACGUGUAAUUGGCCAAUCACGAGAGAGGGCGUGGCGUUUGGUAACAGAUUAUAAAACGCAGGUGUCAUAGAUUUUUCUUUUUAUGGUUUAGUGGCGUUUUUUAAAUUAUUUUUAUUGCGUUUGAGGCUUCAGAGUGUAUUUGUGACAAUAAAAUAUUUAUUUUACUGAUUAUAACUUCAUUAUGAAUGUGGUAUUUCUUGUGAAUUUACUGUAUGAGUAAAUUAGUUCAUUUUUCUAUUAUUUUCGUAGUAAAAUAAAAUGUUCACUUAUAUCUCCGAAGCCUAAAGCUGAGAUAAUUAUUUAACGUUAGCGUGGCUUGAUAAAACUAUUUGUUUUAGGGACAAGACAGAAAACCAGGUUUUCGCUAUGCGAUUUAUACCUUAUAUAUAAUUAUGGGAAUUAAUGUGAACUUCUUUCUAUAUAUUUAGCAUGUUUGGACCAGGAUGCACUGUAUCUUCGCAAGUACAUCUACAAAGUAUUGGAGAAACUAAGUUUAUAUACAAUUGUUGUAAUUGUUAAUUAAAGCCAAUUGAAUUGGUGAAAGUUUCUUCAAAAACUAUGUAGUUAAAACUUAGUUCUAUUCACUAUAUACCUGCUUACAACCGAGAAUGGUGCAACUUGAUCGAAAGUCUAAAUCAAAUUUAAAGAAAAAUCGCAUUAUAGCUACGUAAUGUUUCAACAAAAUGUACAUAGUUACAUACUAUAGAUUAAGCUAUGCAAAAUCAAUAUAAACUGAUACUUGAAUGUGUGGAUAGUUCAGACACAGCUAGACCAAGUAAAACUGGUAUUGCAUACCUUAAUAAAUAUUGUUCAUCAAAAGCCUCGCUAUGUAUUGUUUAAUUAUCUCAGCUCCUUUAUAUACUGACUUAGGAUUAACACCAUGACUUGUGUUAAAGCAUAGCUUUUUUAAAUAUAAUUUAGACUCUGUAGUCUAUUGUUAAUAAUCUCUUAAAGCUUCUUGUAAACUAGUUUAUAAUUUUGGCGGGAUUGCCCUCGGUGACUUUAAGUUUGUGUAAAAAAUGUAAAUGAUGAUAAUUACGUGUGUUGUGGGUAUCACAACUUGAUGUUAUGUGUAGGAUUGUUCUAGAUACUUGUUUUAAGUCUAGAAUUCUCCGUACCUAUUUUUAUUUAUUCAUAAUUUUAGUUCAGUUUAUUUUACCAAAAGGUGACUUUGCUGUACAUAAAUUAUUUAAAAAUUGCAGACCAAAUCAUGUUUAUUUUUUCAUUCUUUUGCCUAUUUGCUGUCUUAAUUGAUGGGAUCAAGGUUCAAUUGCUGUCGAGGAAUGCAUGUAACCUCAAGUUGGUAUUCCGUUGGGUUGUUGUGGGCCGCGACGCAGGAUCUAUUGUAUAAUUAGGUUUAUAUAGGUUUAAAGACAACUUUGCUACUAAGCAAGGGCGACUUGUGAAUAAAUGGUUGCCGAUA
Messenger RNA from Spodoptera frugiperda (fall armyworm), 8871 nucleotides. RefSeq lists its product as uncharacterized. The transcript is spliced from 14 exons. Gene Ontology annotation, molecular function: protein binding; DNA binding. Bases 379 to 3066 code for a protein of 895 amino acids. Lineage: Eukaryota; Metazoa; Arthropoda; Insecta; Lepidoptera; Noctuidae. The record is from RefSeq and is a predicted model, not a curated record.